CAUGUCGGUAUCAUGAAAAGCUGUCACUAUCGGGGCCGCAGCAGUCGUUGGCGCCAUUGCAGGACCUAUCAUUGUCACUGCUACUGUCGCUAGUGUUGGUUUCGGCGCUGCUGGGAUCGCAGGUGGAAGCCUAGCCGCCUCGUUUAUGUCCUCAUACGGAGGUACAGUUGCUGCCGGUUCAGCUUGUGCGGUUCUCCAGUCCAUUGGUGCAGCUGGACUAGGGACAGUUGGAACGAUUAUCUCCGGAGCGACAGUAGGUGCUGUAGCCGCAGGAACCACAGCAGUAGCUGGACCAGAAUCUCCAACUUCUGGCGCCACAAGCGUUGCAAAAGCCACAGUCGCUGGCGCAUCGCUUGGAGUAGCUAUAGUUGAAACCGCUACUUCUUUAGUGGCCGAAGCCAUGCACAGAGUGCUAACGGGGAGGUGGAAGUAGACAUGGAGAAGGGGAAACGACAAUCAAAAGUUGGUGAACCACACGUGAGACAGGUGAAAAUGGCACAGCAGCAACCGCUUAGUAUCACAAUG
This is a messenger RNA of Lobosporangium transversale, 525 nucleotides long. RefSeq lists its product as hypothetical. Lineage: Eukaryota; Fungi; Mortierellomycota; Mortierellomycetes; Mortierellales; Mortierellaceae. The record is from RefSeq and is a predicted model, not a curated record. The coding region runs from base 146 to 433 and encodes 95 amino acids. The transcript has a single exon. Gene Ontology annotation, cellular component: membrane.